Messenger RNA from Daphnia pulex (common water flea), 1238 nucleotides. Its product is annotated as protein ALP1-like. Lineage: Eukaryota; Metazoa; Arthropoda; Branchiopoda; Diplostraca; Daphniidae. The transcript has a single exon. The coding region runs from base 9 to 1193 and encodes 394 amino acids. The record is from RefSeq and is a predicted model, not a curated record.
UGACCGAUAUGAAAACAGUACUGCUAUUGUUGUCCCAGUACGUUUUUCAUGAAAUUGAAUCGAGCAGUGAAGAAGAUGAUUCAGAAUACGAAGAAGAAGAAAUCCUUACUUUUAUUGGAACUUCUGAAAUUGAAAGACAUCCUAGACAAGUAGGGUACCUCAACAUCAUCACCCUUUAUUCCGAUGCAGAUUUCUUUCGUCACUUCAGAGUAACACGGUCAACUUUCCAGUACCUAUUGCACUAUCUACAGAACAACAACUUCCGAUCACAAGUAACUUUCCAUGGUGGAUGUGAACCCAUGACUCUCUACGAGAUUCUUUACAUCAAUCUUCAGUAUUUGGGUAACCAGGGCUCUAUGAGGUUACUCGCUGACAAAUUUAACAGAACAGAGUCAACCAUAUGUAAUAUUACUGGUGAAUUUUGCAAGUUUAUGUUUUUGAAACAAUCUGAUUUCAUCAAAUUUCCAACCAGGGAAAAACUACGUUCAGUUGCAAAUAAGUUUCAGAUGAAGGCCAAUUUUCCAGGGGUGGUCUCUGCUCUUGAUGGGUGCCAUAUUCCGUUCCAUCCCAAAGCCCCAAAUCAAGUCCCAUAUAGAAACUAUAAAAAAUUUUAUAGCUUCAAUUUGAUGGCAGCUGCCCUCCCUGAUCGUUCUUUUUCCUAUGUCUUUUGUGGUUUCCCUGGGAGUGUGCAUGACUCAACGGUGUUUCAGAAUUCCUCUUUAUUUCAAAAACUAGAAACACAAGAAGGUAUAUUCAAUCCCGUACGAUAUCACGUUAUUGCUGAUUCCGCAUUUCCUCUGAAAGUAUGGAUGAUGACUCCUUUUAAAAAAAUUCAUGGGCUUUUGCCUGCUGAUAGGAAAGUUUUUAAUAAAAAGCUAUCCUCAACUAGAAUGGUUAUAGAGUUAGCUUUUGGAGAUUUGAAAAAUAGGUUCAAGCGAUGUAUUGAUGUUAAUUCUACCAUUGAAAAGGGAGUCGAGAUUGUUGUUACUUGCUGCAUUUUGCAAAAUAUUUGCAUUCAGAGAGGUGAUGUGCUGUAUGGUGGAUUGGAUGAUGAAGCUAACCUACAUUGUAAUGUGAAUCGUGAUCAAUUUCGUGAAGGUAGGGUUGAUCGCUUUGCUGAAAUGAAGCGUCAACAAAUAUGUGCUUCAUUCCAAGGAAGACGCAAUCUAAAUCGAUUUGGAAGACGUAUUUGAUAAUGUAAUGAUUGUUCGUAAAAGAAAUAAAAUGAGAUAUUCAAA